AUGAACCAACGAUCAGUUCAAUCUACACCCUACAGCUAUAACAACAUACGAUCAGCGAUCAACAAUGGCACUCAACUUACGUAUCUUAUUUUAUAUCACAAUUGUUGCUGUAUAUAGCAGCACAAGUGCAAAAAAAUCUUCACCGAAAGCGGGCGAACACUCGGUAGACGACGAAUUGUUUCCUAUCUACGAGUGUGACGAACGAAGCCGGGCCUGGACCGUUCGUUGUCUUGUACCGUUGACCAACGCGCAAUUGUCAGUCGAUCUGUGCAAAACCGGUGAGAAUCCCGACCAGCAAUUUCUCGUACGUUGCGCUAAGGAACUGCAAAUCCUCAGCCAAUCCUGUCCUCAACCAGUGGCGCUGGCAGAUAUAGCGAAAAAUAUGCAGGUUCACAAACCACCCCCGUUGCCGUACGAUUCACCCAACAUGCCAAAAGUUCCAGGGCGAGCUAGUAAUAAAAAGGAUAAAUUCUCCCUCUAAUUACCAAACGAGACAUGUUGCAAAUUAAGGAAUAAAAUAUAUUACGCCGAGCAAUACUGC
Molecule: messenger RNA, 541 nt
Organism: Anopheles stephensi (Asian malaria mosquito)
Lineage: Eukaryota; Metazoa; Arthropoda; Insecta; Diptera; Culicidae
Exons: 3
Coding region: 65-481 (138 amino acids)
Source: RefSeq, a predicted model, not a curated record